AUGACUGCUGGCCGCCUGCUGCUGCUGCUGCUGGCCUGCCUGGCCCCUGGGGCCGCGGGGCGCCUCUACUGCGCAAUGCUCAACGUGUCCAACGGGGGCACUGCAGGGGAGUGGGGGCGGCGAGAGUUCUGCCCCUUUGGGUACGCAGAUGGCUUCUCUGUCAAGCUGGAGACCCACCAGGGCUUCCUCCCUGGCCAAGACGACACGGCGCUGAAUGGGAUCCGCCUGCAUUGCGCUCAGGGAGGCAACGUCACUUCAUCGGUGGGCAGGUGGGGCACGUGGAGCCACAGCCAGAGCUGCCCCAAGGUCCCCCUCGUCGCCUUCCAGCUGCAGACGGAGCCCUGGCGCCUGGGCCGAGACAACACCGCCGCCAACAGCCUCCGGAUGAAGUGCGAGCGCCGGGCGGUGCUGGAGGCCCGCUGGGAGGGGUGGGGGGCGUGGGGCCCGUGGAGCCCCCGCUGCCCCCGCGGCUACAUCUGCGGCCUCCAGACCCGGGUGCAGCCCCCACGGGGGGCCAUGGACGACACCGCCCUCAACGACGCCCGCUUCUUCUGCUGCUGCUGA
This is a messenger RNA of Hemicordylus capensis (graceful crag lizard), 564 nucleotides long. RefSeq names its product vitelline membrane outer layer protein 1-like. The transcript is spliced from 3 exons. The record is from RefSeq and is a predicted model, not a curated record. Lineage: Eukaryota; Metazoa; Chordata; Lepidosauria; Squamata; Cordylidae. The coding region runs from base 1 to 564 and encodes 187 amino acids.